Molecule: messenger RNA, 5273 nt
Organism: Schistocerca cancellata (South American locust)
Lineage: Eukaryota; Metazoa; Arthropoda; Insecta; Orthoptera; Acrididae
Product: zinc finger-containing ubiquitin peptidase 1-like
Exons: 11
Coding region: 300-2294 (664 amino acids)
Source: RefSeq, a predicted model, not a curated record
UGCCAGUUCGUUGUCGCCGCUGUGUGUUAGGUAACGGGGACAGAGCAUGUAUUUCGGCAAUCACUUACAACUGCCUGUCGCGAGAAAGGACUGCUCUUGUGCGCUUACUCUGUUCGUCGGUCAUUUCACGUGUGGCGCAUCCUCCCGUCGCAUUCGUGAACACGAAGCGCGAAAACAAAGUCGGGUUAUGGACUCCCUGAACAGCGUGUCGCGCUGACGCAUUGAGCGGCAGGCAUGUCUGAGCUAUUAAUGGCUCAGUGAGGGUAAUCAAAGAGGUCUGUACAUAGUAGAACGUGGUGAUGGCUUCAAAGAUGCCGGAAAUGACUUAUUCUUGUGAAAUAUGUGGAGUUGAAGGAUUAAACGAAGAGGAGAUGCGUUCACAUAUGGUGGUGUACCAUUUAGAAGGUGCUGUUUCAUGUCCUUUUUGUGAUCUGGGUGAAGUGUCUGCAGAACAGUUGUUAAUGCACGUAAAUAGUGCCCAUUUGGACUAUUUAACCCCUGAACAAGAAUUGCUUGCAUUCAUUGAUGAUGAAGAUAUUGAUGGUAGGGAUGACUCUUGUGUUCCUUCAAGACCUUUGCCUUGGGAACUUUAUCCUGAACCAGGUACUGACAGUGCCAGUAGCUGCUGGGAAAAUAACAUUAACAACAACAAUAAUAACAAUAAUAAUUACUGUGGUGCAGGAAGGAGUACAGACCCUGAUCCAAGUCACAGCACUUGCACAGUGGCAUCCAGCAGCUCAGUUGCUGGCUCCGGUUCUCCCUUGCGUUCACAGUUAGCUUUAGAUCUACGAGCAAGUGCUUCACCUGGUCCAAACCCUGCUUGUAAAAAGUCCGUCCAACCACAACAGUGCCCCAUGUGUUCUUACACCAGUUUGGAUCCUCUGCAGCUUGAAGAACAUAUCAACAGGCAACAUUUUGAUCUGACGAGCCCAUCAUUCCCACCGGCAACACCACCUGGAUUGGAGGAAUCUGUGUACAGUUGUCCACUUUGUGUACGAACAUUUCAAAACAGUCCAGAUUUAGAACUACAUGUAAACAUUGAACAUAAAGACAUUCUUAGCCCUGCAAAGCCACAGCAACCUGUAAAUAGUGUGGAGAACUGGAGUGAUAGCUGUCCUGUAUGCUGUAUGACUAACUUCAAGAGCAAUCAGGAGAUGGUAGCCCAUAUUGAAGAACAUUUUAAUAAUAAGGGUUUGUCACCUAUUACUCCAGACAUGUCCUGUGAUCGGAUGUUGGCUCGAGAAAUAGAGAAGCGGGAAAGAGAAGUUCGCAGAUUACGUGAGCAACGAGAAUUUGAAAUGUUAAGGGCCCAAUAUGGAAUGGACAAUCAAGGGAACUUCAGAGAACAGAGUCUGACCAACAUGCAGAAAGCUGUGUAUGCGGGAGAAAUGUCUGUUUCUGAUUACUAUGAGAGACAAAUUGAACUUCGUGCAGCAGAAAGUAAUGGGGUUGAUGAUGGUAGCUCUUGCACAAAAGGUCUUGUUCCUAAGAUACGUGGUGUCAGUUCUUCUUCGGCAAAUGUAAUCAGAACAUACAUGUGUACCACUGUUGACCAUUAUGCCUCCACGUAUGGUGAUAAAGGCUGGGGCUGUGGCUACAGAAAUAUGCAGAUGAUGCUGUCUUCAUUGCUGCAUCAUACAGGCUACAAUGAACAGCUGUAUAAGCCUUCUUUAGUUGGGGGUGGUCUAUAUGGGUUAGGUAACCGGUCCUGUGGUCUUGAGAUGCCUAGCCGUAGUGCCAUGCCAUCAAUCUCUCGUUUACAACAACAUAUUGAAUGGGCAUGGAGUCAGGGCUUUGAUCUCCAGGGGAGUGAACAGCUUGGUGGAAAACUCUUCAAUACGCGAAAGUGGAUUGGAGCAACUGAAGUAGUCACAGUUCUUUCUUCCCUUAGGAUACGGUGUCAGCUAGUAGACUUUCAUCGACCAACAAGUGCUGAUGGAAGUCAUCCUGAACUAUUUGGCUGGGUUUUGGAAUACUUUCAAAAGAAUGAAGAAUUCAAACCACCACUCUAUCUUCAGCAUCAAGGCCACAGCCGUACUAUAGUAGGUGUGGAACAGCUGAAAGAUGGAGGAAUAAAUCUCUUAGUGUUUGACCCCAGCCAUACACCACACCAGAUGGCUCAGUUUCAAAACACAUCAACUGCAGUAUCAGGCAUGCGCCUUAUACGGAAAUCCUUAGCUUCAAUGAAAGCUCGCCAGUACCAACUAGUAGCAGUAUGUGGUAUAAUGGAUACGGAACAUGAAUAUCAGCAAAGUAAAAUUCUGCGAUCAGUACGAGUCCCCCAAGAUCGAUGAUAACACCUAUUUUAUUAGGUGGAUAGUAUAGAAGAAAGAAUUUUGGCGUGGCUGGAAGACGACGACCUAGAUGAUGUUGCAGUAGCAUCUGUUAGAGCCGAUGAUACCAAAAGUGACCUAGACAAUGAACACAAUGACCACAUACUGACCACAUACCGAAACAGAACAGUCAUCAGAUGAAGAUGAGGUGGAAAUGUCUUCCAUCCAAGCUUGAGGACAGUUAUUUUACUUAGGCAAAGACAAACAAACAAAGGAAGUUACAAUCCAGGAUGUUCCAUUGUAGGGACAAAAAUCUCAUCAUAUUGUUAUUGGUAAACAAGAGAUAAAAUUUUUGGCAAAGGCGCCAAAGAUAUUGUAGACUGUUCCCUCCUUUUGUAGGUGAAGUAAUGCUGACUGACAUAGUAACGUAAAAGAAUAUUCAUAUUAGAAAAAUCAAGGCUCGAUUUUGAAGAGAGGGGGAUUGUUAAGAGACUGUAUUAUAGAAUUGAAAGUGUUUAUCGGUAUUUUACACGUGACUGGUAUUAAAAAAAAAUUGCUUCAUUUGAGUGUGCAGGACAUGUGGGGCUCCUGAUAUUUUUCGAGCCUUUAUGAGCGCUAUUAGAUUUCUUUUUCUGAUUGUUCGAUGAUAUUCAAACCCACUCAGAGAGGUCUAAGUAUGACAAUCUCACCCCAAUUCAUGAAAUACUUGAUUCAUUUGUUGCAAAGUGUCGAUCAAAUUAUCAGGUAGGAGAAAAUGUAACAAUUCAUGAAAUGUUAGAAGCAUUUCGAGGCCACUGUAAAUUCCAUAUUUACAUAGCAAAUAAACCGGCCAAGAACACAAUCAAGGUGUAUGCUUUAUGUGACUCAAAUUCUUUUUCACAAGUAAUGUAAAAAUAUACCCAGAUAAGCAACCAAAUGGCCCAUACAAGUUCAAUAACACUGGGUCUGCUGUCGUGAGUCAUUUAUAGCAAGAUAUAUUACACUGGCAGAAAUAUAACGACUGAUAAUUAUUUCCCCUCGAUUCCAUUGGCUGACGAAUUGAUGAGCAAACAAACAACUUUAGUUGGUACUCUCAGGAAGAAUAAAAAAGAAAUCCCUCCUUUGUUCCUCGAUACUACAAUAAGACCAACACCCAGCAGUAUCUUUGGUUCUCAUGAGAACAAGGUCCUAUGUACCAAAGAAAAAAAAAGAAAAAAGUUGUGCUUAUGACAAGUACACUCCAUGACAAUGAUCAGAUUGAUCCAACAACUGGGGAACACACAAAACCUGAAAUCAUCACGUAUUAUAAUCGAACAAAACGAGGUGUCGAUGUGGUGGAUUGACUGAAAGAAGAGUAUUCCAUGGCUUGAGUGACAUGUAGAUGGCCACUGAGAUUAUUAUUUUAAUUUUAAAUAUUACUGGCAUAAACAGCCAAAUAAUACAGGGUGUCCCAUUUAUCACCAUAAAUAAUUGUUUGUUCAGAUGCAAAUUACAAAAUGUUUUAAGGAAACAUUCCUUAGCUGUCAUGGGGACAUCAAUCAGCUUGAUUACCUUCGUUACAGCUUUGUUUUUUACAAAGAUACAAACAGUGGUAUGACCUUUUUUAAAUGGCACCCUGCAUUUUUUAUUUGGUAAUUCAUUUCCUCUCCUAAAGACCUAUUCACAAAUGUAUCACAGUGUACCAGUCACUGAAACACAACAAUAUUAAUUACAUAACAUAAUAUUGACAUUGAUGCUCCCAGCGCUAGUGCAGGUACUUGGGGUAAUGGAACACAUCUACAUGCUGACGUUGACAGAGGACAAAUGUAAACAUAUGUAGAUGCACACCCAUCAUUCCGUCAACCACCGUCAGUUGAAGAGUUGUGUGAGUGGAAUGUACAGCAAUGAAGAGAAAGUAGAAAUGCUACUCGUCUAUGGCGAAUGUUAGCAACUUUUAUUGUUGUUGUUGUUGAAGGUAGGCGAAAUGCUACGCAGGCAGCGGAACUGUAAAGAGAGCGGUAACCGCUAAGAACCAGAAUGUUUAUGUGGUAUCAAUAUGAUGGAUGUCCAGCACAUAAUGCCUUGCGUGCACGUCGUGUUCUGAACUGAAGGUAUCCUGCCAGAUGGAUUGGUCGAGGAGGAACAGUUACUUGGCCUGCUAGGUCUCCUGAUUUAAAUCCUCGGGAUUUUUUUCUUUGAGGAUGCAUUAAAGAUGCUGUCCAAUGUGAUAUUGCAACAACACCAGAGGACAUGCAGGAACGUAUCGUGCUUGCUUGUAAUUCUCUUCAGCAGGCAGCACUGGAAGCGGUAAAUAAUUCUUUCAUUCAACGAGUGCACAAGUGUAUCGGUGUCCAGGGUCACCAAUUUUAGCACCUUUGAAUGUUCUACUCCUGGGCAAUGGUGCAGGAGAGCCAAAGUCAAUUUUGUGUUAUGUUUUUACUUGGUUUUCAUCUGUUUUCUGACAUCUCCAGCAAGUGGAUGAGGUUGUGAUCCCGGGCUCAAAGUCAAUAUUGUGUUACAUAAUUAAUAAUGUUGUGUUUCAGUGAAUGGUACACUGUGAUACAAUUUUGAAUAGGUCUUUAGGAGAGGAAACGAAUUAACAAAUGAAAAAUACAGGGUGCCAUUUAAAAAAAAUCAUACUGCUGUUCAUAUCUUUGUAAAAAACAAAGCUACAACGAAGACAGGACAUUUGCUUGAAACAUGUUGUAAUUUGCAUCUCGACAAACAGUUAUUUAGGGUGGUCAAAAUAAAUGGGACACCAUGUAUAUAAAGACAAUACAAAUUUGAUUAUUACCAGGAGACAAAAAUUGAAAACUCUGGCUCUAGAGGAGUACAAUGUGUAGAAGUACAAUGCAAAACCUAUCUCAUCCUCUACACCGUUAUAAAACAAUUUACCAAUGAAACUGAAGUUUCAGAUGCUGAAAAAUCCAGUGGUAUGUGUCAAGUCCAUCAAAGACGCAAAAAUUCGACAACAAAAAAGGCUUGUAUCCAUUGUCAAAUUUUUUUGUGUAUUGAACAUGCUGUAAUAUUAUGUGAUACGUG